Molecule: messenger RNA, 228 nt
Organism: Cetraspora pellucida
Lineage: Eukaryota; Fungi; Glomeromycota; Glomeromycetes; Diversisporales; Gigasporaceae
Source: the annotation of a GenBank genome assembly
AUGUCUGUUGAACAAAUACCUACUAGAAGUACUAUAGAAUUGCUUAAGGACAUUGAGGCAAUUGCUGAUAGAGUAGACAUAAAAAAUCCUGUUCUUGUGAAAACAAAGGAAAGACCAAAUAGCACUAAAUGUAAAAAAACAGGUGCUGAGCAUGCUACUAAAAAAAUGUAUAUGUGUAGUAUUUGUAGCAGUGCAGGACAUAAUUCUAGGAGUUGUCUAUGCAAGUAA